AUGGCGGCGGAGCAGGAUCGGUACAGCGCGGACGACAUCAAGAUGGAACACAUCCCACAAACCAACCAGCCGCUCGUCCCCGCAAUUGACGAGCACAUAGGCCUCGUCCUCCACACACCCAUCCAGACGACAAAAGCGAUACGAGCACCGCUCGCGGGGCACAGGGGGGGACACCCGACGCGGCUGAUCGAUCGCAAGGAGGAGGUCGCCACACAGGAGCCGGAAUAUGCUACUGCACAUUUUGAUUCACGCAAUGGCAUUCCUCAGAGGUCUAUCUACACAUUUCUUGAUUUCGAGCUUGAGCGAUUCGAUUGUGAGAGGGCUGUUUGGUUGGAGAAUCUGGAUUUUGGUAAAAAUCGACCUAUGGCUGCUGCAAUUAUCUUAAGUUCUAUUGGCGCUUUGGGUACGCCAGACUCAUUUUAUUCCUCAUUUGGACUCACAUGUCGCUCGUGUGUGGAGGCGGUGAAUGGGGUGCGAAUCAUUGCAGCCUGUUUUAUCAUAGCUGAUGACUCCAUCACCCCUUCAGGGUUCUCCAUCUGGGGGUUCUUGACUCCCGACUACUUCUUCAAGCUUACCGAGGCCUCGGUGAAUAUCCUAGUUCGGCUCUAA
Messenger RNA from Fibroporia radiculosa, 609 nucleotides. RefSeq lists its product as uncharacterized. The record is from RefSeq and is a predicted model, not a curated record. The coding region runs from base 1 to 609 and encodes 202 amino acids. Lineage: Eukaryota; Fungi; Basidiomycota; Agaricomycetes; Polyporales; Fibroporiaceae. The transcript has 8 exons.